Molecule: messenger RNA, 1081 nt
Organism: Sinocyclocheilus anshuiensis
Lineage: Eukaryota; Metazoa; Chordata; Actinopteri; Cypriniformes; Cyprinidae
Product: actin-85C-like
Exons: 9
Coding region: 101-1081 (326 amino acids)
Source: RefSeq, a predicted model, not a curated record
GACAGGUGAACUGGCCGCUCACUCUCUUAUUUUCUACCGCUCUUGAGGGAGCAAGUUUUCCAGGCCUCUUGUGCAAGCUCUCCUGGCUGUCUAAGCAAACAUGUGUGACGAGGAAGAGACCACCGCUCUAGUGUGCGACAAUGGCUCAGGUCUGGUGAAGGCCGGCUUUGCCGGGGAUGACGCUCCCAGGGCUGUGUUUCCCUCCAUUGUGGGCCGACCCCGCCAUCAGGGUGUCAUGGUCGGUAUGGGUCAGAAAGACAGCUAUGUAGGAGACGAGGCCCAGAGCAAGAGAGGCAUCCUCACCCUCAAAUACCCCAUUGAGCAUGGCAUCAUCACCAACUGGGAUGAUAUGGAGAAGAUCUGGCAUCACACCUUCUACAAUGAGCUCCGUGUGGCUCCUGAGGAACAUCCCGUCCUCCUGACUGAGGCUCCUCUGAAUCCCAAGGCCAACAGGGAAAAGAUGACCCAGAUCAUGUUUGAGACCUUCAAUGUUCCGGCUAUGUACGUUGCCAUCCAGGCUGUCCUCUCACUGUACGCCUCUGGCCGUACCACAGGUAUUGUGCUGGAUGCUGGUGAUGGUGUGACCCACAAUGUGCCUGUAUAUGAGGGUUACGCCCUUCCACAUGCCAUCAUGAGACUGGAUUUGGCCGGCAGAGACCUGACUGACUACCUGAUGAAAAUCCUGACUGAGAGAGGCUACUCGUUCGUCACAACUGCCGAGAGGGAGAUUGUUCGUGACAUUAAGGAGAAGUUGUGCUACGUGGCUCUUGAUUUCGAGAAUGAAAUGGCCACCGCCGCCUCCUCCUCAUCACUGGAAAAGUCCUACGAGUUGCCCGACGGUCAGGUCAUCACCAUCGGUAACGAGAGGUUCCGCUGCCCCGAGACCCUCUUCCAGCCCUCUUUCAUUGCUGCCUACGAGGCAUCUGGUAAAGAUUAUAUGAUUGCCCCUCCUGAGCGUAAAUACUCUGUCUGGAUCGGCGGCUCCAUCUUAGCUUCCCUGUCCACUUUCCAGCAGAUGUGGAUCAGCAAAGAUGAGUACGAGGAGGCCGGACCCUCCAUUGUCCACAGGAAGUGCUUCUAA